Molecule: messenger RNA, 786 nt
Organism: Bipolaris oryzae ATCC 44560
Lineage: Eukaryota; Fungi; Ascomycota; Dothideomycetes; Pleosporales; Pleosporaceae
Exons: 3
Coding region: 1-786 (261 amino acids)
Source: RefSeq, a predicted model, not a curated record
AUGUCUAUCGCUUCCCUUCAAGACAAGGUUGCUAUAAUCACCGGGUGCAGUUCCGGUAUUGGCCUCGCGACAACGCGCCUCUUCUUGGAACGUGGAGCUUCUGUCUUUGGCAUAGACAUUGGUGCACAGCCUCAAAAGCUGGCCGAGGACUUUUCGACCUUUAUCUUCUACCAGACCGAUCUUACUGAUUCCCAAGCCGUUGAACAUGCCGUGGCAAAAUGCAUUGGCAAGCACGAUCGUAUCGAUGUCUUGGUCAACUGCGCGGGUAUUAGCGACGGGUGGAGUAGCGCCGAUACUAUCCAUGAGGAAGAAUGGGAAAGAGUCAUGGCUAUUAAUUUAAAUGUGCCGAUUCGUAUGAUGAAGGCAGUACUUCCCGCCAUGAAGGCACAGAAAAAGGGUGUAAUUGUCAACGUGGCUAGCAAGGCGGGCAUGUCUGGCGCGAGUGCAGGAAUUGCUUACACGGCCAGCAAGCAUGGCCUAGUUGGUGCUACCAAGAAUGUUGCGUGGCGGUUCCAUAAUGAAGGAAUUCGCUGCAAUGGCGUGCUGCCAGGAAGUGUCGCCACAAACAUUGCAAGUUCAGUGCAGAUGGAGCAUUUUGAUUCGGCCGGCUUUAAUACUUUUUUCCCGAUUGUGCAGCUUCACGUAUCCAAAGAUAACGAGGGAACACCUGUUCCCUACAUAGGUGUUGAUCAUGUCGCGCGGGGCAUCGCUUUCCUCGCCUCAGACGAAUCACAAAUGAUAAACGGUGCUAUGGUUCCUAUUGAUAAUGCGUGGUCCACAAUAUAG